Cuscuta campestris is the source of this 912-nucleotide messenger RNA. NCBI's taxonomy places the organism in Eukaryota, Viridiplantae, Streptophyta, Magnoliopsida, Solanales, Convolvulaceae. The record is from the annotation of a GenBank genome assembly.
CGAAGUAUCUUUUGUAUUUUAACAUAUGCCAGUUAAUGUUACACUGCGACGACAACGAUACAUAAUUGUGAUGCUAAUGUGGGCAAAAAUGCCUGUGGGAUAACUGGAUAAGAAGAGUUUGUAAAAUUUCCGUUUCGCUGCAUCAAUUUCAAGCAUAAUCUCCAUAUCACAGGCCAGACCAGAAGAAACCCAUCAAUCAAAAAAUGGCACUGAGAGUUCAUCUCCUAACGCCGGUCCAUUUCCGGCGACAUCCGAUGGUCUCCCGCCCCGCCGCAUCGCAUCGCAGAGUCUCGUGCGCCAGCGCCGACAGGAGGAGCGACUCGGAGUUAGCCCUAGAUUUGGCCGCGGAGGUGGGGCGGGUCAAAGCGCGCGCGUUCCGGAAGCAGGAGGCUCUGAGGAAGAGCAAGGAGAUGCUGUUCAUGGAGCUCUGCGGUUACAUGGGCUGCAAUUCGGAGGAGGCGAAGAAGCGAUUGGGGAGAACCGGCGAGGAGGAAAGGUUCGUUUUGAUCAAAGGGUUCGUUGAAGAUUGGGCUCUCCGCUUUCAUCCCCUCUCUGCCAGGUCCGUUAUGCAAUUGGUCGAUGAGUACUUGGCCGAGAACUCUUCUUCUUCUUCAUCUUCUUUGUCUUCUCCUAGAUUGUUCCCCAUUCUCAGAAAACUGUUGGGGGUUUUCCAGCAACAAAUAUAAUAGAACUGUUGAAAAUUGUACUCUAUUCGUCUCGAUUUAGUUCUCUCUGAAUUGAUUGUGUGAUAAUUGUUUGGACAAAAUCAAUGUUUGAAACUGUUUUCUUCUUUAAUAAGUUGCAGCCAUUAUAGAAUGGAUGAAGCAGAGAACUAGAAGAGAUAGAUAAGUCUUAGUACUUAGUAUUGAGUAAUAAACAUGUUACUCUGAUGAAGAAAGCAUUUGCAAUUUU